GCAUGCAUACGUAACGGUGCUGUCCAUCUAUAAGACAUCGACGUUAUCGAGCCAAUCUUAAGUUUUUUUUUUUUGUUGAGGGAGGAGGAGAAGGCAGGAUGGCAGAAGCACAGCAGAUCCCUGCGCAAGGCCAAGCGGAUCUCCGGGGCUUCAGGCUGAUAAGCGGGCACACCAUUCCUUCAGUGGGGCUGGGUACCUGGAGGUCUGGUCCCAAGGCCUCUGAUGCCGUCUUCAUUGCCAUCACCGAGGCAGGAUACAGACAUGUUGAUACAGCGGCAGAAUAUGGAGUUCAAGAAGAGGUGGGACAUGGCCUCUCAGCUGCUAUGCAAGCAGGGAUAGACAGACAAGAUCUAUUCAUCGCAUCCAAGAUAUGGUGCUCAGAUUUGGCUCCUGACAGAGUCCGAACUGCACUAAAGACCACACUCCAGGAUUUACAACUUGAUUACCUGGAUCUCUAUCUGAUCCACUGGCCCUUUCGCUUGAAAGAAGGAGCACAUAAGCCACCAGAAGCAGGAGAAAUACUAGACUUUGACAUGGAAGCAGUGUGGAGAGAAAUGGAACAGCUGGUGAAAGAUGGACUUGUCAGGGAUAUUGGUGUCUGCAACUUCACACUCAAGAAGCUUGACAAGCUACUCCGAAUUGCACAAACCAUGCCCUCGGUGUGCCAGAUGGAGAUGCACCCAGGUUGGAGGAACGAUAAGAUGUUGGAGGCUUGUAAGAAAAAUGGGAUCCAUGUGACUGCUUACUCUCCACUUGGGUCUCAGGAUGGCGGCCGUGAUCUUAUACAUGAUCCAACUGUUACAGAGGUAGCCAACAAGCUUAACAAGACCCCAGGGCAAGUCCUUGUGAGAUGGGCACUCCAGAGGGGAACCAGUGUCAUACCCAAAUCAACAAAUUCUGAAAGGAUAAAGGAAAACAUCCAGGUUUUUGGAUGGGAAAUCCCUGAAGAGGAUUUCCGGGCUCUGAAUAGCAUCAGGGAUCAGAGGAGAGUCUUGGAUGGAGAAGAUAUAUUUGUGAACAAGAUCCAUGGUCCAUAUAGAUGUGCAGCGGACCUGUGGGACAACGAGGACUAGCUUGCUCGCUUGGUUUUCUUAAGACCGUACCUCGAGAGUAAAGUGCAGUGUGUGUAGUUGUAUGACUUCUACUUUACUUGGUUUUCUUAAGAUCGUACCUAAAGAAUAAAAUGCAAAGUGUGCUGUAGUUGUAUGACUUCUGCUCUACAAAAUGUUAUAGUUUCGUUCAGAGUUUUUGGCUU
This is a messenger RNA of Elaeis guineensis (African oil palm), 1255 nucleotides long. Its product is annotated as aldose reductase. The record is from RefSeq and is a predicted model, not a curated record. Lineage: Eukaryota; Viridiplantae; Streptophyta; Magnoliopsida; Arecales; Arecaceae. Gene Ontology annotation, molecular function: oxidoreductase activity.